Messenger RNA from Cucumis melo (muskmelon), 1217 nucleotides. RefSeq names its product BTB/POZ domain-containing protein At4g08455. Gene Ontology annotation, biological process: proteasome-mediated ubiquitin-dependent protein catabolic process; regulation of proteolysis. The transcript has 2 exons. The record is from RefSeq and is a predicted model, not a curated record. Gene Ontology annotation, cellular component: cytoplasm. Lineage: Eukaryota; Viridiplantae; Streptophyta; Magnoliopsida; Cucurbitales; Cucurbitaceae. Bases 209 to 1012 code for a protein of 267 amino acids. Gene Ontology annotation, molecular function: ubiquitin protein ligase binding.
GUACUUGGAGGUCCUUCACCCCAUUUGGCUUCUCACCAAUUCCACUUCGAAAAAAAAACAUUAUUUUGUUCUUUAAAACACAAAUUGAUUGAUCUCUAGAGGCUAAUCCUUCGUCAUAUCGCCAUUUCUCUUUUCGACAGUUUCCGUUCGAUCAAAGCAACGAUUAGGGAAUUUUCACAGAAUCCCCGCGCCGACGGCAAAUCUUCCGAUGCAGCGCCGCCGGUGUUUGUCGUCGAGAGCCAUUUCGGACACGGAAAGCGAGUCCGAUCAAGAAAUGAUGAAGUGCUUGUCGUGUCUGGAGGAAUACCCAUCACGCGAGGCCGGAACCUGCAAGGAGUGCUAUGAUGAAGCUAAUGAGACUGAGGAAGAGCUCAAGCGUGAGAUCGAGGACUUGAAAGCCAAGGUCGCUUUCCUCAGGUUUUGGUCCCCUCUUGAUCAUCUUCAUAACAGGUCGAAUACUCCAUGCUUUACGGAUGUCGUUUUGAUCGCCUCCAGCGAUGGACCUGAGGGAUACGCCGUGCCUCUUCCCGCUCAUAAAGCUGUCUUGGUGAGUCGCUCCCCAGUUUUCAGAGCUAUGCUUGAGAAUGAAAUGGAAGAAAGUCGUAGUGGUACCAUAAAGAUCAGUGAUGUAUCGUUUGAUGCUCUCCGUGCCUUUGUUAAUUAUUUGUACACUGCAGAAGCCUGUCUUGAUGAGCAAAUGGCUUAUGACCUUCUAGUUUUGGCUGAGAAGUACGAAGUGAAGCAUUUGAAGGCACAUUGCGAGAAGUUCCUAAUAUCAAAACUGAACUGGGACAACUCAAUCAUGAACUACGUAUUUGCACACCAGCACAAUGGCGUGCAUAUGAUUGAUGCAGCUUUGUCAAUGAUUAUUGACAACAUGGACAAGCUUACCAAAAGGGAGGAGUAUAUGGAACUCGUCGAGAAGGAUCCACGGCUUGUCGUGGAAAUCUACGAAGCUUACAUGUCUAAACAGGUAAAUACUGCUGCUUGUAAGGAUUGUUCUGUGAAAUAAACUGAAGUAGAUCUUAUAGCCAUUGUGAUCUUUUUUUCUUUUUGUGUGGUGUGCGCUUGCAAUAACUGUUUUUGGUACUUUGCUUUAAGAUGAGCAUGCACUUCAAUAAUACUCGGAAUGUAUUGUUUUAAAAGAAAACCAGAACAGAACGUAAAUAAAAUUUAACCCAAUCGAUCUAAAUGGAAAAUAGCUAUGAGUUUUUCAA